Molecule: messenger RNA, 1818 nt
Organism: Mycena indigotica
Lineage: Eukaryota; Fungi; Basidiomycota; Agaricomycetes; Agaricales; Mycenaceae
Product: RING-type domain-containing protein
Exons: 9
Coding region: 1-1818 (605 amino acids)
Biological process (GO): positive regulation of proteasomal ubiquitin-dependent protein catabolic process; protein polyubiquitination; ubiquitin-dependent protein catabolic process
Cellular component (GO): ubiquitin ligase complex; cytoplasm
Molecular function (GO): ubiquitin protein ligase activity; ubiquitin conjugating enzyme binding
Source: RefSeq, a predicted model, not a curated record
AUGGAGACUGACACAGACUUGGACGCCAUUAUCUCAAACGAAACAGUUGUUAUUUCUCACCCCGGAAGCAGCCAAUAUCGCACAGGGGGAGUCGCUGCCUGUGGUUUGGCUAGCUUGAACUUCGUGCGAGUCGUUUUCAGCCGUGUGGAAGCCGGCAUCACAGGCAGGCAGCUGUUGGCAGAUCUGCUUUCGCUGGAAACAAGUGCAGAAAUUAUCUCCAUUUGCUCCGAAUGGAGAUCGAAUGAGCAUCUCGAGGUCGAGGAAAUAGCCCAACUGCCUCUUUUUGAACACGCCCUUGAAUUGGAUUUAUCUGGUACCUUUGGUGUGCCAUCGUUUGACCGCUUUCUAAGGAUGUACAAGUCCCUGGAAGCCGAUCCUCGACAACAUAUUGCCGUUGUCAUAACUCGUCCUCCAGAGAUUGUCGCUUGCACCAAGCUUGUCAUCGAGAGCAACGCCACAGAAUCCAAGACGGUCUUCAUCACAUUUGACUCGCACCCCAGGCCCGACCACCCGGAUGGCGCAGGCUAUGUGGUCAACUCGUCCCCAGAGGCUGCUGCAAAUUUUCUAAGCACGCUGCUCGCAGUUGACGAGGGUCUGCUUGCGGAUGCAGAUCUUCAAUGGCAAGCCCAGCUACUUGCCAGCUUCUCGGGCCACCUUUUUGCCCCCAAAGCUGGUCCUGUCAAUACCCUCACAGGAAUGACGAAAGCGCUGAUGAACUCCAGUCUGUCGACGCUGAGGAAGCAAGCCGAGGUCAACAGGCUUCACAGCCGGAUCGAAAAACUUAUGCGAGAUCGGGAAUUUCUCUUAACCCAGCUGGAUAAUGCCCGCACACGCGAAGUUGAAACCAACCAAGAACAGAUGCAGCCUACGCCUUCUCCAGCACGAGCAUCUAGUCACGUUUCACCACCUUCUUGGGAUACCAGCGCGACCGUGCAGCAACGCGCUCGAGCUUCGCCUGUCACAAAUGAUUUCGUUGAAUCUGCCAGUGGACGACAUCCAGAAACGAGCACACCUGAAUUGUCUGAUUUUCUGCUAGCGCAGCAGAUGCAAAUGCGUCUGGACAUGGCCAGCAUCGUUGAAUAUGAUUCGAGUCCGUCUCCGCCACGCCGAGAAAGCUCGGGCUCGACUCAACGGCGCCAUUCAAAUAUUCGGCGACCACAGGAUGCUCGACAGUCAAUCAGACGAAGGACCUUUAGGUGUCCACUAUGCUUGGAGGAUGCCCCAGAAGAUGAUGUCGCCUUGCUUUCCAACUGUCCCCAUCAACUUUGUCGAACCUGCGCAAAUAGUUAUGUGACUACCAAGAUCGCGGACAAGAUGUACCCUAUCCUGUGUCCUGUGUGUGCCGCGGACCCUGCCACGAGGAAUCCAGGAGUACUCACGGAUGAGCUUGCUCAGAUGCUUGGUUUGACAGACGCCGAAUAUCGGGCCCUUGAACAAUUGCAGAUGGCGCCUCUCUCGAUUUCGAUCGAUUGUCGCAAAUGUAAGAGAAGCGUCCCUGUCGAUAGAGCAGAGUACAACGCCACAGAAACAAUUCAAGAAGUAACUCCUGGAGGGCCACAGCACUCAUGUGACGGUACAAAGGAGUUGCAACGUCUUGUUGCCCGGAGGGGUUGGAAACAUUGUCCCACCUGCAAAACCUUGAUUCAGAAAUCGGAGGGAUGUGACCACAUAACUUGCCCGGGCCCAGGAUGUAACACCCAUUUCUGCUACUUCUGCGGGAGACUCAUUGUCCGCUCUGUGUUCGCCGGAGAGAUUAACAUGGCUGUCGCUUACCAUACCAUGCGCUGUCAACAGCGUAGCAUGCCGUGGCGAUUUUGA